Messenger RNA from Meloidogyne enterolobii, 2782 nucleotides. Lineage: Eukaryota; Metazoa; Nematoda; Chromadorea; Rhabditida; Meloidogynidae. The record is from the annotation of a GenBank genome assembly.
AUGUCCGGAAGAAUUAGACGAAACCUGAACGCUGCCUUGAAAACCAUUCAAGAGCAUACUGCCGAGGCCAAUCGAAUUAUUGCUGAGGAAAACGAUGAUGAUACUCGCAGAAAGUUGAAGCUGGAAAAAGCCCAUAUCGAGACCACUAUCGUAAGAAUUGAGGAAUUGGAUGCUCAAUGGAGUGAUUAUGUGGCAAGCUUAGAAGGGCCGCAGAAAAUGGCUGAGGAAUCGCUAUACCUCGAUUUUCCGCCCCGAGGUGCUGGUAUGGAAAGAGAGGAAGGCCAGGAAGUACCGUUAGCUCAACGUCAUUUUGUGGAUCAGUGCGAAUUUGCCCGACAAGUGGUUGUGCUAAUUGAGCAAACCAUGGAGGAUCUUGGCCAAUCUAGAACCAGUUCUCGCCAAUCUGCAAUGAGCGAAGUGUCAGAUAACCGAACCAAUGACCUUGGAAACCAAAAUCGGAGGGCACAAGGAAAUCAAAGGCCGCAGCCGCCUACAGUACAGUUGCAACAGCCUUUUAUGGCGCAACCACGUGCCAAGCUCCCUCCCUUGCAUUUACCUCAUUUUUCGGGAGAAACCAGAGACUGGCCUACCUUUUGGCAACUUUUCGAGUCAACUGUGGAUAAUGAGCCCAGCUAUGACAAUGUUGUAAAAAUGAGUUAUUUGCUCUCUCUGUUGGACAGGCCCGUACAGAAUGUGGUGGCUGGAUACUUACCUACGAAUGAAAACUAUCCACGCGUGGUAAAGCUGCUGAAGUCUCGAUAUGGUGACAAACGAGCACUCAAGGAGUCGUUACAGUCAGAGCUGUACCAUCUACCCCAUGCUAAUGAUUCAGUUAUGGGAUUGCGAAAAUUUUUGGACAUAAUUGAAAGAGUAUGCCGACAAUUGACUGAUUACGGAAUUAGCGAUGACUCUUGGAUAGUUUUCACUAUAAAAGAAAAAUUGCCCAGAGGAAUACUUGCCAAACUGAUCGAAAAGGAACGAGUAGCCGAGCAAACUUGGAAUGUCGAAAAGUGGAGGAAAGAGCUUGACCUACUUAUUUCAGUCAAAGAAGAGGUCCAGAAAUGUAGCGUUAAUAAGGAACCUGAUUGGCACCCACAAAGGGACAGACGCCCACUGCCAAACCCUGAGCAAACCAGUUCAUUUCCGGUUACAAGUCAACCGAGGAAACCCUUUUGUUCAUUGUGCGAAGGAACCCAUCUACCAAGCAAAUGCCCGAAACAUAACAACCUUCAGGCCAAGAAGGAUCGUUUGCUGGAACAAAACCGUUGCCUAAAGUGCAUAUUAUGUAGAGGGAACCACCCUCCAAGCCAUUGUUCUAAGUAUAGCAGCCCAAAGGCGAGGAAAUACAAGUUAUUAGAGCAGAACCGUUGCCUAAACUGCCUGAGUGAUGGCCAUCGAACCUUUGAUUGCAGGAAGAAUCGACGAUGUAUUAAAUGUCGAGGAAAGCACCACCUUAUGGUUUGCUAUUCACGUGUGUCAAAAAUCCAAAUGUUGGAACCUAUGCGGAAGAGCAAUGAUUAUUGUUCAAAGCAGGCUGGAAUGUUUGAAACUAAAAAAUUGUUAGAUGAAAAAACAAAGGCUCUCCAAGAGAAAGAUAGAACGAUAGUGAAAUUGAUGUCCGAGCUGAUGUUGGCACGCAGAAAAUCCGAGGAGGAAUCCAAAAAAGCUAAGCGAUUGAAAGUUCUCUUAGAUGAAGCUAAUUCGAGGAAGAUUGGUGAUUUUAAUCCGAAAAAGAUCGAUAAGAGAAAAGGAAUUCUGAAAGAGACUCAAGUGCGAAUCAAUUCCCUUCAGAAGACUAAUCGAGAAUUGCUGGUCAAAAAUGAUAAGCUCAAGCGUGAAAUGCACGUCUACCGUAACAAAUGCUUACAACUAGAAAGACUGGAACCACCAGAUUUCUAUGCCUGUUGCUGCCCCUGGAUGGGUAUAAAAAUGUUCAUGAUUGUCCUUGUCGCUUUUGCUAUGAUCUUGGAUGGCGCUAAAGCUGCUUUGAGGAUGUUUAUUAACGCAACCAAUAAACUUUGGAAAUGUAAAACGAAUGGAAGGAUGGAAAAUGAAUUGACUCUUGAAACCCGCUCUUGGCUUUCUUUAACGAUUUUUGCCACCGUUGUUGCGAUCAACCCCAGUUGGACCUUUCUCGCCAUCUUUGUUAAUGUUAUGGAUGGCUGGACACAUGCACGGAAAGAGAGCAGAAAAUGUGCAAUGGAUGAUGUGCCGAAGAUCAAGAAAAGAAAGAAAAUACUUGAAAGAUGGAAAAAGGAAAUUGAGGAUGAAACUUUCAGACGCGGGCGGGAAUGUCGCGAAGCGACUAAGGAUGAGGAAAAUAAAAUAAAUAUAUUUUUAUAAUUUUAAUUUAUUUCGAAAUUAAUCAUCAUUUAUUGCAAAUUCCUUUUUCGGACUUUUACCUUCUAAAAAACCAUUUUUUAUGUAAACAUCUAUUCAAACUCUGUUUACAUUUUUAGCUCCUUUUGUUCUAAAACUUAACUUAAUUUUCCACUCUUUUGUAUUAUUCAAAAUAUGUGCAUUUUAUCUAAUCGUUCCUAUUAUGCCUUUAAUGAUCGAAAUAUUUUUCUGUCUACCCGCCUAUUUUUCUGGCCUAUAUAAUCUCCCACCCCAAACCCCUAUUAGCUUCUUUCUGUUUGAGCUUCUUUGGUACUUAGCUUGCUUCCUCUGUUAGCUUUACUCUGUUUGGCCUUUAUCUUCUCUUGAACUGUUCUUUGCUGUAUUGACGCUGUGCUUUUUUUGGAAAUAAACUUAUUUAAUUGAUUGAAGUGUUUUUUGGUUG